CUCCAUGCCAUCUUCAGUCAGCUUGACAAAAUAGUUGGCGGAGUUCGCAAUUUCACAAUGUUCUAUGCUUCCGCGUUAGGGCAUCUGAGUUGACUCAAGUGGAAAUCUACUCUCAAACGAUGUCGAACUCAAGGGAAGGAAGUGAUGCUGUUGUUUAUUCUUCAAGAUCCGCUUCACCAGUCGCAUCUGUUUCACCUGGUAGAGGACGUCGAUCAAGAUCAUUGUCAAGGUCUAAGCGAAGUCGAUCAAGGUCCAGGAGCCAGGAUUCUGGUGAGGUAGGAAAUCCUGGAAAUAACUUGUAUGUGACAGGCUUAUCCACAAGAGUUACCAAUGCUGAUCUUGAGAAGUUUUUUAGCAAAGAAGGGAAGGUUUUGGAAUGCCAUCUAGUUACAGACCCUCGUAGUCGUGAAUCCCGUGGUUUUGCAUUUGUAACCAUGGAAACUGUUAAGGAAGCAGACCGAUGUAUCAAGUAUUUGAACCGUUCAGUCCUCGAAGGUCGAUUAGUCACUGUGGAAAAGGCGAAAAGAAAACGCGGCAGGACACCAACUCCUGGCAAGUACUAUGGUGCCAGAGAUAAACGAGGGCAUGGUCGCAGACAGUCUCGUAGCUUUUCACCUCGCCGAUAUCAUGGCAGAGAUUAUUCCCCAAGGGACAGGAAGGGAGGAUCAAGCUCUUCAUAUCAUCGGAGAGAUGAUUAUGAUUCAUACAAGAGGCACAGGGACCGUUCAUUGUCGCCAGGUGGUUACCGUAGAUAGAUAAAAUUAAUCCAUUUGAAAGCUCGGGAUCCUUACCUUAUUCACCUUCUCAAGAACUCUAGACUUCAAGUCGUCAACUGUACUGUGAAACAUUCAAACUAGCGUCUGUGAAACUGGUUGUGAAUCGUUAGUGCUGUAAGCUGCUUAUAAUUGGAUGAAUUUCUUGGUGUGUUUGAGUUACAAGCUUUUGUUGAGAACUUUAA
This is a messenger RNA of Tripterygium wilfordii, 958 nucleotides long. Its product is annotated as serine/arginine-rich splicing factor SR45a-like. The record is from RefSeq and is a predicted model, not a curated record. The transcript is spliced from 7 exons. Gene Ontology annotation, cellular component: spliceosomal complex. The coding region runs from base 120 to 755 and encodes 211 amino acids. Lineage: Eukaryota; Viridiplantae; Streptophyta; Magnoliopsida; Celastrales; Celastraceae. Gene Ontology annotation, molecular function: RNA binding. Gene Ontology annotation, biological process: positive regulation of mRNA splicing, via spliceosome.